CGUAACUGACAAAAUGGCGCCCCAUCCAAGAUGGAGGGACUUAACUAAGGUUCUUCAUUACUAGUCCACAGAAGACGAACAGCUCGGUCUCACUGUGGGGAGCGCUUCUGGAACCACGCUCAAUACCGACAGUAAUUACAAACCAAAAGCUAGAAGGCGGAACGAAGACCACCCCCUUGCCAGACUUUCCGGGGGAACUCGGCGCGCCGGCGUCGCGCGUCCGAGGACGUCACUUCCGCCCGGAAGACUCACCCUGGAAACAACUCCUGUCACUUGAGCAUCUCCGUGGCCAGCAUGGCCCUGCCGCCCUUCUUCGCCCCGGGCCGCCCGGGCCCGCCUCCUCCGCAGCAGCCGCCUCCUGCGCCGUUCGGCUGCCCGCCACCGCCGCUGCCUUCCCCGGCUUUCCCGCCGCCUCUGCCCCAGCGGCCCGGCCCUUUUCCGGGAGCCUCUGCCCCUUUCCUCCAGCCUCCCCUGGCUUUGCAGCCCCGGGGUCCCGGGGACAUCUCCCGCAGUGGCGGCGGCGGCAGCAGCAGCGGCGGCAGUGGUGCCUUCUACCCGGUGCCACCGCCGCCGCUCCCGCCGCCGCCGUCCCAGUGCCGGCCCUUCGCGGGCACCGAGGCCAGCGAGCGGCCGGGGCCACCGGCAGCAGGUCCGGGGCCGCCCUGGAGCCUGCGCUGGCCCGAGGCGCCGCCGCCGCCCGACGUGCUCGGGGACGUGGUGCUGCAGCGUCUGCGCGACCGGCAGUGGCUCGAGGCGGUGUUCGGGACCCCGCGGCGGACCAGCUGCCCGCUGCCCCAACGCUCGGCCCCCGGCCCCAGCCUCGGCGAAGUGCGCGGGAGGUUGCGCGGGGCUCUGCGCCUGGUGCGGCGGCUGCGGGAGCUGGGGCAAGCCCUGCGCGAGGCCGAAGCCGACGGCUCAGCCUGGGCCCUGCUGCACGUCCAGGCCGCGCCCCUGCGCGCCCAGCUAACCGAGCAGCUGCAACCGCUGACCCAGCCCGCCUACGUGGGUGAGGCGCUGCGGAGGCUGGAGAGGGUGAGGCGCCGCCGGCUGCGGCUUCGCGAGAAGACCCGGGAGCGCGAGGCCGAGCGGGAGGCCGAGGCCGCCCGAGCAGCGGAACGCGAGCAGGAGAUUGAUCGCUGGAGAGUCAAGUGCGUGCAGGAGGUGGAAGAGAAGAAGCGGGAGCAGGAACUCAAAGCUGCUGCUGAUGGCGUCUUAUCUGAAGUGAGGAAGAAACAAGCAGACACCAAGAGGAUGGUGGAUAUUCUCCGGGCUUUGGAAAAGCUGAGGAAACUGAGGAAGGAGGCCGCAGCCAGGAAAGGAGUGUGCCCGCCAGCCUCAGCAGAUGAGGCUUUUGAACAUCAUCUUCAGCGCCUGAGAAAACUCAUCAAGAAACGCUCUGAGCUCUAUGAGGCUGAAGAGAGAGCCCUCAGAGUUAUGCUGGAGGGAGAGCAAGAAGAAGAGAGGAAAAGAGAAUUGGAAAAGAAACAAAGGAAAGAAAAAGAGAAGAUUUUGCUUCAAAGACGUGAAAUUGAGUCCAAGUUGUUUGGGGAUCCGGACGAGUUCCCGCUGGCUCACCUGCUGCAGCCUUUCCGACAAUAUUACCUCCAGGCUGAGCACUCCCUCCCGGCUCUCAUCCGGAUCAGGCACGAUUGGGAUCAGUACUUGGUGCCGUCCGACCAUCCCAAAGGCCACUCUGUUCCCCAAGGAUGGGUCCUGCCCCCGCUCCCCAGCAACGACAUCUGGGCAACAGCCGUUAAGCUGCCCUAGUCAAGAUGCUCCAGGAGUGUGGUCCAGCCCUGGCUCAUUCCAGCUCUGGAUGCUUACUAAGCUUGCCAUCUUCUUAUGCCGUAGACUCAGCUGCAACUUCUGAAUCCCACGUGGCAUGGCCUUACAUGAAGUUCAGUUUCCCCUCUGUGCUCUGUCCUUGCCAGAGGUGCCUCUUGAAUCAGGAAAUGGACAUGGUUCUUCAGGAAAGGACCAGGUGAACCAAGGUCAUGGCCUCAGCAGUGAGCUUGUCUCACCAAAUUUGCCUCUGUUUUGAGGGGCUUGGUUCAGAGGGACUUGUUAAUUUACUCGAACUUCCUUGUGUGGUGUUGGGUAAGUACACUCAGUUCACUCCAGCACUGAGCCCACGUGUCUGCCAGGUGGCAGCCCUUCCACCAACCCUGAGCGUGAACAAGAGCUUGAUGCAAAUCCUCCCACUCCCCAGCAACCAUCUCACAUCUAGGAGGAAAGGUCCGACAUGCUGUGACUUUGGCUUUGCUAAUCACAGUGUCGCCGCAGCUCAGGAGGCUACUUGUUAGGAAGAUAGCAGUGACUGCAAGGCCAGGCUGCCAGAAGAGGCCUGAAGACUGCUCGUACUGGAGUUGGAAUGUGUUUGAAUGUGCGAUGGCUGCACUGGCCGCAUGUGACGAUCCUAACGAGAGGUCCGAGGGUUCUAGUUGUUAAGAACUCCCAAGAUUAGAAAAUGUCUUUCCCCAUGGGAAUGGGCUGUAACCCUCAUAGCUGUGAAAUUUUCCUAGGACCUCAGGCUUCCAAAAACAUUCCUGUAGUCAAAGCUGGAGAAAA
Messenger RNA from Ochotona curzoniae (black-lipped pika), 2568 nucleotides. It is a transcript of the gene PDCD7, whose product is annotated as programmed cell death 7. The record is from RefSeq and is a predicted model, not a curated record. NCBI's taxonomy places the organism in Eukaryota, Metazoa, Chordata, Mammalia, Lagomorpha, Ochotonidae. The coding region runs from base 295 to 1767 and encodes 490 amino acids. The transcript has 5 exons.